Daphnia pulex (common water flea) is the source of this 6290-nucleotide messenger RNA. Its product is annotated as adhesion G protein-coupled receptor L3-like. Gene Ontology annotation, molecular function: G protein-coupled receptor activity; carbohydrate binding. The transcript has 10 exons. Gene Ontology annotation, biological process: cell surface receptor signaling pathway; adenylate cyclase-activating G protein-coupled receptor signaling pathway. The record is from RefSeq and is a predicted model, not a curated record. NCBI's taxonomy places the organism in Eukaryota, Metazoa, Arthropoda, Branchiopoda, Diplostraca, Daphniidae. Gene Ontology annotation, cellular component: membrane. The coding region runs from base 638 to 5356 and encodes 1572 amino acids.
UUUAGCAUUUGCCAUCAGUUUCCAGUCGGACGUCAGCGGUGCAGGAGCUCCACGUUCGUCGCUCUCCCGUUUUUCAUUGUAAAAGGAAAACACAUUUUCUCCCCCAACCAAAUUUUUCUUUUGCGCCCAGUUGUGUGUGUGUUGUGUGUCUAGUGUGUAUUUUCUGGAAAGCCGACGCGCCACCUAGUUUACUUGGAAAUUUGUUUCCUUUUUUAUACUCAGAAAAAUUAGAAAUCUGCAAUGUGUUUUAACAAGCCAUCAACCCUAAACGUUUGAAUUUUAAUUUUGGAAAAAAAAGUUUUGAGUGAGUGAGAGAACAACAGCAACGAGGAAAAAAUUCGAAAAAGAAAAGAAAAAUUCGGACGCCAUUGUUGAAGUGGUGUUUGAGAGAGAGAGAGGCCCGAGGGUUUGUUCUUUCCUUCUUGAGCCGAGAGGGCCAAGAUAAAAUAAAUAUCAAGAGAAAGAAUUCUUCCUUCUCAACAAGUGCGUGUGUGUGAGUGUGUGUGUCUUGUGUGUCUGUGUGUGUGUUAUACGUUCCAGUCGUUUGAAGGAUUAAACCGAAACACAACAAUUCUCAAAUCAAAGAAAAAAGGAUUAUUUGAUUUGACGCGGGUGGAGGAGAGAGAGAAAGAACGUCAUGGCGCUCUUGUCUCGCAGUCGAAGCUGGUGGUUUUCAUCAUCAACAUCAUCCUCGUCGAUAUUAUUAUUCGUCUGGACUCUGAUUGUCUCGUUCUGUCUAGCGGCUCAAGCCCGAGCUCCGGCCGGUGACCAGCGAAAGUACCGGACGGCGUACGCGUGCGAGGGGUCCAUGUUGACGCUGUCGUGCAGCGAAAACAACGAAGUGAUCAACCUCCUGCGCGCCAACUACGGCCGCUUCUCCAUCACCAUCUGCAACGAGCACGGAGACACGGACUGGUCCGUCAACUGCAUGUCGCAUCGCUCCCUUCGCGCCCUCCACUCAAAAUGCAAUCAGCAGACUAAUUGCAGCAUUCUGGCCAGCACCAACGUCUUUGGAGAUCCGUGCCCAGGCACGCUCAAGUACCUCGAAGCCCACUAUCAAUGCGUUCCAGCGACGCCCACGUCGUCGACGGCCAGGCCCAGACCUCCUUGGUUCUCGUCGGUCGGCCCGUCCAUUUGGAACACGCUGGGACUGCAGAACGCGUCGAUUUCCACCACGACGACCACGCCCAAUCCGGCCGCGACGUCGACGCUGGCCGAACAAGUCGACAGCGUCGCCAACCACUCGACCGCGUCCGUUUCGUCUGCUUCGACGACGGCCGGCAUUUCUGAACAUUCAAACGGAACGUCGACAACGGCGACGUCCAGCUCGACGACGGCCAAAUCUUUGACGACGACAACGACGACGACGACGCCUCUGCCCAAUUUGCUGGUGGAGUUGACGGAAGUGACGGUGCUGGUCCCGGAUUUCCCUGGACGUCGCCCCCAAUCCUCUUCGUCGUCUUCCACUCCGCUGCCGCCCAGCACGUCAACUUUCGUCUCGGUCGGCCUCGACGACCAGGAUCAGGAUCUCAUUGGAUUGGACGACAUGGUCGUCGACCAGGACCCUGGCCAGGAUCAAAAUGGCGAUCUACUCACCACGCCCGGCUCCAGCACCACCGCUGCCAGUAGUUCGAGACCGAAGGGCUCCUCCUCUUCGCUGGACACUAACGGCGGGCACAAAUCACUGCGGCCACCUGGCGGCGUUGAUCACACCCUCUACUGCCAGCCGGCCGUCACCCGCGGACUCUACUGGAACUGGACCCGCAGCGGCGACCAUGUGGUGCAGCCGUGCCCAGGAGGUGCCACGGGUUAUGCCAGGUGGUUCUGCUCAGCGUCGGGUUCCCUCAAUGGAUCACCUGCCGCCUGGUACCCGUCGUCGCCGGACCUGAGCGAAUGCAAGUCCGUCUGGUUGACGUCGCUCGACUCGCGCAUCGGUGAGGGCGACUCGAUCAUUUCCAUCGCCAACGACCUGGCCCAGGUGACGCACUCCAAGACCCUCUACGGUGGCGACAUGAUGGCCGCCGCCCGGCUCCUAAGACAAAUGGCCAUCAAGAUGGCGGCCGACCUGCAGGCCUUCCCCGACUGGCGUCAGCGUGAAGCCAUCGUCACGGAAUUGGUUCAGAGCGUCGUCCGGGCCGGUUCCAGCUUGCUGGGCUCGGCUCAGUCACUGGCCUGGAGAGAUCUGGGUCUGACGACGCCUCCGGCUGCCAUUCCGGCUCCGGCCACUUAUUCCGCCACUUCCGGCGAUGCGGAUGAAUCGUCUUCGUCGUCUGGUUCGGGUUCGGCUGGUUCGGCUGAUCCGCAUUACUACGCCACUCAGCAAAGGGAUCAGCACGCCCGGACGACUGCGACGGCCCUGCUGACUGGGCUGGAGGAGAACGCCUUCCUGCUGGCCAACACCAUCUCGCGGCAGAAAUCGGUUUUCCAGUCGUUUGACAACAUUCUCAUGUCCGUCAGAGUCCUGGACAUGCGCAACAUCAACGAGCUGUCGUUCCCAUCGGCCGAGGAGCUCCAGGUCUGGAAGUCGAAGGAGGACUGGAUCACCCUGCCGGCCGAGGCCCUGCUGGAGAACAGCGACAACGGACUGGUGCGCGUCGUUCUCUUUGCCUACGAGCACAUGGAGGACAUUCUCAGCCCGGCCAGCAUGAAUCACCAACAGCAGCAUCAUCACUCGUCGCAGCAGCACCGCGACCAGCCGGCCGUGACGGGCGGUUCCGUUUCGUCUCCCAACCGACAGCAGAUCCAACAACAACAACAGCAACAACAACAACAGCAGCAGUUUGGCCACUACGUUGAGAAUGCCACUCGCAUCGUCAACUCUCGGGUGAUUUCCGCCUCGCUGGGCAAAGGCCGUCACAUCCAGCUGCCUCAGCCGGUGACGAUCCGCUUCCAGCAUCUGAGACAGGACAACGUGUCGAACCCGACGUGCGUCUUUUGGGACUACACGGUCAGCGGAUGGUCGGACGAAGGCUGCCGAGUGCUGGCCACCAACCGGACUCACACGCAGUGCCGCUGCGAUCACCUGACCAAUUUCGCCGUCCUGAUGGACCUGCACUCGACUCCGCUGACUUCGCUGCACCAACGGGCCCUGGCCACCAUCACCUACAUCGGCUGUGGCGUCUCGAUCGUCUGCCUGGCCCUGGCCGUCGCCAUCUUCACCCUGUGCCACCGCCAGUUGAAAUCGGACCGCAACACGAUCCACAAGAACCUCUGCCUCUGCCUCCUGCUGGCCGAGAUUGUUUUUCUGUCCGGCAUCAACGCCACACACGACCGGAUCGUCUGCGGCCUGGUGGCCGGCCUGCUCCACUUUUUCUUCCUCUGCGCCUUCAUGUGGAUGCUGCUGGAAGGCUUCCAGCUCUACGUCAUGCUGCUGGAAGUGUUCGAGUCUGAAAAGUCGCGCGUCAAGUGGUACUACCUGUGCGGCUACGGCGUGCCCGUCCUGAUCGUGGCCGUCUCGUCCAUCGUCGACCCCUUCAGCUACGGCACUCCCGACUUUUGUUGGCUCAGAGCCGACAAUUACUUCAUCUUUAGCUUUGUCGGCCCCGUCAUUCUCAUCCUAGCCGCCAAUUUCAUCUUUUUGGGACUGGCCAUUUGGGUCAUGUAUCGCCACCAGACCACGUCGGCUGUCAUGAAGAGUAAAGAGCAAUCGCGUUUGACUAAUGCCAAGGUCUGGAUUCGUGGCUCGUUCAUCUUGGUGUUCCUCUUGGGCUUGACGUGGACGUUUGGUCUGCUCUACUUGAGCGAGUCGACGGUGGCCAUGGCCUACGUCUUCACGAUCCUCAACAGCUUCCAGGGCUUCUUCAUCUUCUUCUUGCACUGCUUCCAAGACGAGCAGGUGCGCAAGGACGUCUACAAGGCCCUACACCGACACGGAUGUCUGCCCACCAGCUGCCUGUCGGGUGCUGGCGGCUCGUCGUCGUCGGCCAGCGCGUCGGGCACGUCGCCCAGCGCCGGAGGCAAAGACAAUCAAACCAUUUUCUACGGGUCGUCGGGUGCCACUUCGGCCGGCGCCACUCUGACUGCCGGCGACGCUCUCACCACAGCCACCUACAUGCCACAACCGUGGAGGGGACCAACCGACGUGACUUUGGUCACGCCCCAGAUCAGCAACAACAACAGCAGCAUGCGGCUCAACAACACCAAAAACAGCCAAUUGCGAUCCAGCGCUCGCACCCUGAAGCAGCAGCCCAUCAUUAACUCGCCCCACGAACUUGAGAAUGGAUCGUACAAGUCUUAUGGACGUGAUUCCGGAAAUGGAAGCUCCGAGCAAGACGACUCUUCGCCCCGUCAGCAGCAACUUCGCGCCCAGCAGCCGUUGGUUCAGCAGCAAGUCCAGCAGCAGCAACAGCAACUGCUCCAGCAACAACAACAACAGCAGCAGCAACAACAGCAACAGCAACAACAACAGGCCAACGGAAGCAUGAACCGACCGCGAGGCAACAACUACCCUCAUCCAGUGCCCAAUCCAGCCCUGGCUGAAGGCGCCGCCAUGGACGCCCAGCUGAUCGCCCAGUUCCGCGACAACACCCGGACGUCUCCGCUUCGACUGGGCCACCACCACCAGCAGCACCUGAGGGGCUCCAACAAGCGCAGCCGCUCGGCCUCGCCCUGGAACCACACUUACAUGGAGAUUGACCUGAGACGGCCCGGAGGAGCCCGCAAAACGCUGACGGAAGAGACGGAAGAGGAGGAAAACGGAAUGGUGUCCGAUCCGGUUUACGAGGAAAUUGAGCGCAACGCCGGAUGCGGUGGUGGCGACCUCUGCCCCUGCAGCAACAACCAACAGCACCAGCUGCAGCGCGGGCCGGCCGUCUUGCACUACCAGCAGGCGUCCGAUUUGAGCGACGAGGACCGUCGCCAGAACAGCAGCGAUGUCAGCCGCCAGUCGUCGCGCUCUUACGGCGACAGCCGGCCGUUGAUUCCGCUCCAGCAGCACCAGCACCACCACAACCACGGCCACCACCACCACCAGCUGAGCAGCCAGAGCCAGCCGGGCGGUGGGACCCACGACCUCCUGACGACCAUCAGCUGCGCCUUCAACUCGCCGCACCUGAGGACCAAGCACAGGCAUCCGAGCCUGACCCAGUUUGACAUUGCCGCUCAACAUUCGCAUCCGCCGCCCAUCCACAUGGGCUUUGAGGGAGCUCCGCAUUUUGACGCCGACCGCUACAGCCAGCGCCCGCCACCUCCUCACUCGAACGGCGGCCCUCUGUACCCGUACGAGCAGGAGACUGGACUGACGGCCCUCAGUUUGAUGAACGGCGAGCGCAUUUUCGUGGCCAGCGGGGCCGUCCUGGAACAGCAGCGCAGUCCCGCCAUCCAGCAGAGGCCGACCAUUCCUUUCACCGAGUGCUGAACGACAACACAAGUGAACCAAAAAAAAAAAAACAUUCGAAGAAGAAACAAAAUUUAAUUUUUCGUCUGGAGGAGCAAAAGGAGUUGUUGAGGAUUGAAUGAUUGGAGGAUUUUUUGCCAUGACCAGAGAUGAUUCCCCCGGAAAAGAAAAAAUUUCUCAUCAUGUGAUAUAUACUUUGCGCAUGUAAAUAAUCAGAGGCAAAGAGGAGAAUUUCCUUUUCUUCUUCUGUCAUCUUUUUUAAUUUCUUUAAAUUGUAAAAGAUGAAGAAAGAAAAGGAAAAAUUAAAAAUAAUGAAAGUAAAAGAGAGAAGAUUUAUAUAUUUAAACAAGCGUGUCAUCAUCGUUGUAUCCCCCCCACUGAAUGUGUCCUGAGUUGAUCGACGUGUUUUUUUAGUCAAAUUAUAUAUUAUAUAUACAACACAAAACAGAUAUAUCAUCCUCUCCCUCGUCUCCUAUAAUCCUCUCGCUCCCAAUCCAAUUGACUUGAUUAUUGCGUGUUAUAAUUGUGUCUGAUGGCCCACCUCGAUUCUCUCCCUCCCUCCAUUUACUCCGUGAAUUUAAAAAACAAAUUUGUCAAUGAAGAAAACAAAAUCAUAUUUAACUAAAAAUCAUUUAACUAAGAAAAAAGACGACCCUCCUCCUUUUUCACCCACCACCACCCCCCGCCCCACUCAACAGCAAAAAAAAAAAACUUGUAAUUUGUUUUCGUGUAUAAUGUCGAUUGCGACGUGCCUGUGUGUCUCUAUGUUUUCGGUGGCGCUACUCGGCUUUGAUAUAAAAAUAUGGCGGACAUUUUUUUUUGUUUGUUUGUUUGUUUGUUUUUCUCCCCCCCCCCCCCCCCCUUUUUGUUCUUUUUGUACAAAGUUCAACAAAAAUUCCUGAUAAUUUGUUUCUUUUUGUGUUUGGACAAAUACACAACUUGGUCUGAACUGUUA